AUGUUUCGCCUCGGACUCCGUACCGCCCAGCAGACUCGUGCGGCUCCUCUGCGCCGUGUUGUCGGCCGCCGCUUCAACAGCACUGAGAAGCCCUCGUGGGUCGGCGACAACGCCUUCAACCGUGAGCGCGAGAAUGUCAAGCACCACGCUGCUGCUACCAGCAGCCUCUGGAAGAGACUUUCGAUCUACGCUGUUAUUCCUUGCUUGAUCGGCGGCAGCGUUAAUGCCUACAACCUGUGGACUGAGCACUGGGAGCACUGGAGCCACAUGCCUCCUCUGGAGGAGCGCACCGAGUACCCUUACCAGAACAUGCGCACCAAGAACUUCCCUUGGGGCGAUGGUGACAAGACCAUUUUCUGGAACUCUGACGUCAACUACCACAACCCCGACAAGACCACAUAG
Messenger RNA from Talaromyces rugulosus, 402 nucleotides. RefSeq lists its product as uncharacterized. The coding region runs from base 1 to 402 and encodes 133 amino acids. Gene Ontology annotation, molecular function: enzyme regulator activity. Gene Ontology annotation, biological process: mitochondrial electron transport, cytochrome c to oxygen. NCBI's taxonomy places the organism in Eukaryota, Fungi, Ascomycota, Eurotiomycetes, Eurotiales, Trichocomaceae. Gene Ontology annotation, cellular component: mitochondrial inner membrane. The record is from RefSeq and is a predicted model, not a curated record. The transcript has 5 exons.